UUCAUUUUCCAGCCAACUUUCUCUUUGGAGACACACUACCAAAUCCAUAAGAAAUACAGAUUAAAUGAAGAAGUAGCGAAAGAGUGGAAAGAAGAUGGCAAACACCAAUGGGGUUAUCAUAACUGUGUAUGUUGAAUCACAUCCCACCACCGCCCAACCUUCUUCACAAUCCGUUCCCCUCAUCAGCAGAAACCCUGUUUCCAGAAGGCCUAAAAGAGGCCAAUGUUCUGAUCGUCGGGCUCGCCUCUUAGCUUACACUCAACAACUCAGAGCGGCUGAUAAAUAUCACCACCCAAUUGAAUGGAAUCAUUCAAGUCCCAAAUCAAAGAAAUGGAAGUGCCCAAUUACACCAAGAAGACUAGCGAUUUCUUUUCUGGGAAUUUUUCGUAACACAAAACGACGAUGGAAGUAUCAACGUAUGCCAUCAGAGGAGGGGGAUAAAUGUAACUGUAGUGGGAAGAAAAACAUAUUUCGGAGAAGAAAAUUUUGGAGCAAACUGAAGCGAAUGUUCAAAGGAUUAUCUUUUGUUUGGCAACGGAAGAAAAGGGUUAAUGGAAAAUUAAGUUGAGGAUCCAAUUUGGAGGGAAUUUGUUGGCUUAAAAGUCUUAACUGAUGCCGAUAUUAUUCCACCAUUCACGAUCUUUUUGUUACGUUGAAUCUGUAAACUGGAAAAAUGUAAUAAUUUGUUGAAUAGACUUGCAAUUCAUUGAUGAUCUUUUUCUCA
Molecule: messenger RNA, 724 nt
Organism: Gossypium raimondii (Peruvian cotton)
Lineage: Eukaryota; Viridiplantae; Streptophyta; Magnoliopsida; Malvales; Malvaceae
Exons: 3
Coding region: 95-568 (157 amino acids)
Source: RefSeq, a predicted model, not a curated record